Messenger RNA from Rhipicephalus microplus (southern cattle tick), 1044 nucleotides. Its product is annotated as dual specificity protein phosphatase 19. Gene Ontology annotation, molecular function: JUN kinase phosphatase activity. Gene Ontology annotation, cellular component: cytoplasm. NCBI's taxonomy places the organism in Eukaryota, Metazoa, Arthropoda, Arachnida, Ixodida, Ixodidae. Gene Ontology annotation, biological process: protein dephosphorylation; regulation of MAP kinase activity. The record is from RefSeq and is a predicted model, not a curated record.
UGAUCAAGUUACCAAAUGCCGUGAGCGUGACUAAAUAAAACAGGGUAUCGAGAAAGCCGAUGUUUCCAAAUGACCAGCUUGGCCAGUUCAAAAACUAUAAGAUGAUGUUCUGCCUACCCAUUUUCGAAACUGGCUGGCACAGCGCACCUUUUCGCAUUAAGGAAACGUGCUCGUUUUGAGUAGUGGACGUAAGCAUUACAAAGCUGUUACUGACCAUCACAUCUACAACUACAUGGAUGACAUUAGGUCAUUUGAUGUAAAAUCGCUAAGGAAGGUGAAGACGAGCGUCAAGACGGUAGACGGCCGACAGUUCGAAGAGGUGCGCGACUCCAAGGGAGAGCCGCGCAUCGUGUCAACGCCUCGUUUUGACGGCUCAAUGGGUUUUGUGCCCGACCUUAAACCCGAUCUUCAGGUGGGAGAAGUGAUUCCCGGACUUCACAUAGGUUCGCAGGAUGCCGCUGCGGACUGGUGUCUGCUGCGGUCUCUGGCUGUGACGCACGUCGUGAACGCGGUCGCCACGACAGUGCCCAACUUCCACGAAGACCGUGGCCUGACCUACCUGGCUCUGGAACUACUGGACCUUCCUGACUUCACCCUCACGCUUGACACCAUUGAUAAAGUGUGCGACUUUAUCGAUGAAGCGCUUUCAUCUGGUGGAUCCGUGCUUGUGCACUGCAACGCUGGCGUGUCCAGAUCGUGCGCGCUCGUGCUGGCCUUCCUGAUACUUCGUCGUGGAAUGGAUCUUCGCGAGGCCCUCGAGAGGGCGCGCACCGCGAGGCCUGUCGUUCGCCCCAACGACGGUUUUCUCAGACAGCUGAAAGAGCUGCAGAAAAGCGUGCGGCCAUCAACUCAGUCACCAUCGUCCUGAUAUGCCUCUGCUCUCAUGAAGACAAGAAGACAAAGGGAAGAAAGCGACAAGUGGGCGCGGUGUGAAGAACGGAUCAUAGAUGAUACCAGAUGAACUGCCUGUGCCAUUGAACCCUGCAUGUGAAAUAGUAAAGUUGAGAAACAACUCAGUCUGCCUGCAGAGAUUGAGUGAAAACA